UCACGCCAUGUGGACAUAAUAGACAUUAAAGUGAUUAGUGAAAGAUGCCUGUUGGAGUAUGGCCUGUGAUUCCUUGGAAUUUUGCAGUGCUGCAGUCUUCAUUAUUAUUGGAUGUGUUUGCUAGGUGAACAGUUGCCGAGGUGUUUUGUAGUACUGUACGUUAUGGACUAGCCUAUAUGAGGCAGUGUAAAUGACACAGGCUCGUGGCCUGACUGGCUUCAUGAAGUUUAUUUUCCCCCUCGGAUUGAACGCAUGCGCGCAGAUGCUCGGUAGUGGAGAGACUUGUGAAUGGGGUGGGGGGAGUAUUUCGGGUGUACAGUCAUAAGUCGGACUCAGAGGAGCCAGGAAGUAACUGUGAGCCAUGCCGCGCCACGGAUAAAGUAAAAGCGAGCGCGCGCCUCGUCGUCAGCAGCCAGUGAUCUCACACACACACACACACACGCGCGCACACGCACACACGCACACGCACGGGGAGGGAGAAUACUAGCCGACUACGAAAUCGUGCCAAAUGUAUCGUAGUGACGGACACUGACCGCACAGGAGCUCGGGAACGCUAGAAAUUCCUGUCGCAAAAUAACGCGAAUAUUAAAGCAGCGCACCGACACGCGCUUCAUCCUGUGAAGAAGAAAAAGACGGAAGGAAGCGCGAGCGGGAUUUUAGCGGGGAGUUCCGAAGAGGCUGUUUCUCUUGCACUGUAUAAGACAACAAAAGUCGGCAAAAUAGAGCACGUAACGUUCAAGAUGCCUCGGGUGGUCCCGGAUCAGAGGAGCAAGUUUGAGAACGAGGAGUUCUUCAGGAAGCUGAGCCGCGAGUGCGAGAUUAAAUACACGGGUUUCCGAGACCGACCCCACGAGGAGAGACAAGCCCGCUUCCAGAACGCCUGCCGGGACGGACGCUCAGAAAUAGCUUUUGUGGCGACCGGCACCAAUCUCUCGCUGCAGUUCUUCCCCGCCAACCUGCAUGGUGAGCAAAGGCAGAUGCCCAGCCGAGAGUAUGUGGACUUCGAGAGAGAGACAGGAAAGGUGUACCUGAAGGCCCCAAUGAUCUUAAACGGAGUGUGUGUGAUUUGGAGAGGCUGGAUUGACCUGCAGCGUCUGGAUGGGAUGGGCUGUUUAGAAUAUGAUGAUGAACGAGCACAGCAUGAGGAUGCUCUUGCUCAGGCUGCCUUUGAGGAGGCUCGCCGGAGGACUCGUGAUUUUGAGGACAGGGAUCGUUCACACCGUGAGGACCUAGAGGACCCUGUGGCAUCAAAAAUCUGGGACUGAUGGCAUUCACGGACCAGGCCCAGGCGACAGCAGGACCCCAGCCCUGGCUCCAACAUGGGCAACACUGACGAUCACAAGAUGCGCUAACGGCAAUCAACAAUCCAGUGGGCAGGGAAAGGGUGACACCAUCUCCCUCACCACAACAAUCUCACAACUCCAUCGCCCCAAAUAAUUACACAAGAGACCAAAGUCCACAUGUGGGGGUGGGAUAGGGGGGUGGGCAGUUUGGGUAGGGGGGUGGGGGGGUUUCAUAGUACUCCCUUGAUAAAAAGUUCUGACAAGGUGUAUGUUGGUUUGGGCUGGUAUUAACCUGGUUAUGUGGGAUAUGUUGUAUUUCAUUAUUCCCACCCCCACACCCUCCGGUUCCUUCUUGGGGUUUUGCACUAUAUGAUACUUUCAAAUAAGUUCCCAUGUUGCCUUCCAGUAAGUGUUCCUACCUACAUUUUCUUUCAUCCCCCUAUGCAAGCUAUCUUAUUUUCCUUUUUUUUGGCACUAUUGUAAUGAAAUGGCAUUCUUAUUAUUUUUAGUCAUAUUUGUUUGUGUGAAAGUCAAAAUGUUUACUUUUUUUGUAUUUUUUAUUUUAUA
Messenger RNA from Ictalurus furcatus (blue catfish), 1850 nucleotides. RefSeq names its product core-binding factor subunit beta (gene cbfb). Gene Ontology annotation, molecular function: transcription coactivator activity; sequence-specific DNA binding. The coding region runs from base 741 to 1265 and encodes 174 amino acids. Gene Ontology annotation, cellular component: core-binding factor complex; nucleus. Gene Ontology annotation, biological process: regulation of transcription by RNA polymerase II. NCBI's taxonomy places the organism in Eukaryota, Metazoa, Chordata, Actinopteri, Siluriformes, Ictaluridae. The transcript is spliced from 7 exons. The record is from RefSeq and is a predicted model, not a curated record.